Penicillium maclennaniae is the source of this 1038-nucleotide messenger RNA. RefSeq lists its product as uncharacterized. The record is from RefSeq and is a predicted model, not a curated record. Gene Ontology annotation, cellular component: cytoplasm; nucleus. The transcript has 5 exons. Bases 1 to 1038 code for a protein of 345 amino acids. Gene Ontology annotation, molecular function: RNA binding. Lineage: Eukaryota; Fungi; Ascomycota; Eurotiomycetes; Eurotiales; Aspergillaceae.
AUGACCGAAAUCCGGUCCAAGAACCUCUACGAGCUUCUUGGCAAUGACCCUGAGCUCGACCCUAACAGACCCGCGCCUCCCCCACUAAGGCCGUCGACCGCCCCAUUGCCCGCUCUGGCAAGCGCGAUGCUCCCAAGGAGGCUCCCACCGCCGCUCCCCGCGAGGGCAACAACCGCCCUUUCCGUGACCGCAACGCUGGUCGCAACAACAACCGCUCCAAGCCCACUGACGAGGCUGAGCAGCCCCCCCCGCGGCGGCCGUGGUGGCCGUGGCCGUGGUGACCGUCAGUCCCGCACUGGUCAGACCGACACUCGCAAGCAGGUCCAGCAGGGCUGGGGUGCCGAGAGCGGCGAGAAGGCCUGGGAUGAUGAGCGCCAGGGUGAGAAGCUCGCCAAGGCUGAGGAGAACGCUCCCGAGACCCCCGCCGAGGAGAUUGAGGAGCCCGACAACUCCAAGUCCUUCAGCGACUACCUCGCUGAGAAGGCCGCCCGCGAGAGCCUGGCUGCCAAGCCCGUCCGUGCCGCCAACGAGGGUGUGAAGGAGGACAAGAAGUGGGCCAACGCCAAGGAGGUUGAGCACAAGGAAGAGGAGGCUUACUUCCAGGGUGCUGGCGAGAAGACCCAGCGCCAGAAGCAGCGCAAGGAGAAGAACUUCCUUGACGUUGACCUGCGCUACGUUGAGCAGCCCCGCUCCAGCCCCGCCCCCCGUGGUGGCCGUGGUGGCCGUGGCGGUGACCGCGCUCCCCGUGGUGACCGUCCUCCUCGCGGUGCUCCUCGCGGUGGUGCUCCCCGUGGCUCUGGUGCCCCCCCGUGGUGCUCCUGCUGCUGGCGCUCCUCGCGGCGGCCGUGGUGCCCCCCGUGGCCCCGCCGGUCCUACCGUCGACGAGAAGAACUUCCCCAGCCUGGGCGGCAACUAAAUGCUUCCAACGCCCCUCCCGGUGUCCUCGACGGGACUGCCUUUCCUGGGCCUCUUCCCUUGACUCUCUCUCCGUCAUGCCCGUUCUCUAGGUGCGGUAUCGCACUUGGGGGAUCUUUCUGA